AUGUCUGUGCGAUCGUGGCCAACAGCACUUGAUAGGGAACCAACUGAGGAUAACCCAGCCAGGUCCGAGCCUGGACAAGGAUGCCUUGAAGGAACAUGGAGAGACGUUCGGUUAGAAAAAGAAGAAAUGGAAAAGGAGAAGAUAAAUGCUUUGUUUAAGACUCGUAUACACUUAAUGAACACCCUCACAGAGACGAAAGGAUGGAUACAGGAGGCAAUUUAUGCUGGUGAACCAGUGGAUAAUAUCAAGGCAAAGAAAGAGCAUUAUGAUGAAUGUUGGAGAGAAUUUGUCAGCAAACACGAACAAUACAUGGAGUUACUCGUGAGCAAAGAGGAAAAGGAUAUUGCAAGUCGAAGUUAUAAAGAACUGAUGACCAAAAAAAUGCAUUUGGAUGAAAUGGUGAUGUCUUUACGAAGGAGACUAAUGCUAGCGUCAAAACAAAAGGGAGAAGAUGCUAGUUCAUUCUCGGGAAAAUCAAGGCGAACUUUGGCAAGUAAGUCAAGUCACAGUUCAAAAUUUUCAACUGUGUCAAAAAGGAAAGAACAGUUAGCGCUCGCUCAGUUGAAGAGAAGCCAACUACUGAAACAGCACGAACUCGAACGAAGAAUGACAGAGUUGAAUUUCGAGAAAGAAUAUAUGGAAGCCCGAAUGGAAGAGGAACGAGCAAUCGUAAGUUUGAAUGUUUAUGAGAAAGAAUCAGAUAACAAUUCUGAGCAUGAAAAUGUUAACAAAAACACACUCUCAAUGAAUCAACAAGGGCAAGGACUAUCACCCCUUUCACAACCAUAUGUACCACAAGAGCAAAUAGUACAAGGGACUAAUAUAUCUUCACCCCAAGUUUCUAAGGUAUAUUCACCCGAAAGGCAUGCUGAACAGUACAAUGUGCCAUUGCAACUGACACAGACAUACCCUCAACAAGAACAACCGGUACAGUCAAUUAAUAUCCCUUCACGACAAGUUUCUGAGACAUAUUCACCCAAAAGGCAAGUCGAGCAGUGUAAUAUGCCAUUGCAACCCACCCAGACGUAUAUUCAGCACGAACAACCCCUACAGUCACCUAAUAUACCUUUAUCGCAGAUUCCUAGGACAUAUUUACCCGAAGGGAAGGUCCAGCAACCCGCAGUUAAAGAGAUAG
Molecule: messenger RNA, 1135 nt
Organism: Paramuricea clavata
Lineage: Eukaryota; Metazoa; Cnidaria; Anthozoa; Malacalcyonacea; Plexauridae
Source: the annotation of a GenBank genome assembly